AUGCCUUCGUUGGAGAAGACUCAAGUGUCAUCGCCAAUUACAUUGGACGUUGGUGGCAUACAGUUCAAGACCUCAAAGGAGACACUGCUCAAUGCCAAAGGAUCAUACUUUGAGAUAUUAGUACAAAAUAUGAUGAAUCGUUUAUCAGAGACUGUUGGUGAUGAUGAGAAUGAACAACAAACAGACUCUGCACUCUAUCAAUUCAUUGAUAGAGAUGGAACACACUUUAGAUACAUUCUCAAUUUUAUGAGAGGUAUACCAGUAGUUAUACCAACAAAUAUCAAACCAAUAUUGAAGGAGGAGAUAUCAUUCUAUGGUAUUCAAGGCAUGGAUGCUCUUGUAAAUUAG
Acytostelium subglobosum LB1 is the source of this 348-nucleotide messenger RNA. RefSeq lists its product as hypothetical. Gene Ontology annotation, biological process: protein homooligomerization. The transcript has 2 exons. The record is from RefSeq and is a predicted model, not a curated record. The coding region runs from base 1 to 348 and encodes 115 amino acids. Gene Ontology annotation, molecular function: protein binding. NCBI's taxonomy places the organism in Eukaryota, Evosea, Eumycetozoa, Acytosteliales, Acytosteliaceae.